Molecule: messenger RNA, 7583 nt
Organism: Drosophila melanogaster (fruit fly)
Lineage: Eukaryota; Metazoa; Arthropoda; Insecta; Diptera; Drosophilidae
Gene: Set2
Product: SET domain containing 2
Exons: 4
Coding region: 226-7314 (2362 amino acids)
Biological process (GO): regulation of DNA-templated transcription; regulation of gene expression; chromatin remodeling
Cellular component (GO): chromosome; nucleus
Molecular function (GO): histone methyltransferase activity; DNA binding; protein-lysine N-methyltransferase activity
Source: RefSeq, marked reviewed
UGCAUUGGUAUUGGUGUCUCGCCGUGUGCAUGUGACAGCAAGUGCAGUUAGUUUCUAACUAAUCGUUUCAGGGAUUUGGGAUGGCACGCAAAGAGUAGAUAUCACUGCAAAUCGGACACAAAUCUGCAUCCCCCGUCGUUGGACUGCGCGAUUUAGCAUCCGGAGGCUGCGGCUAGCCCGCUGCGCUACACCCGCCGCACCACCCCGCCCUCACUUCGCCCACAAAUGGAGGAGUCGGGUCCGCCAAGCAAUCCGUCUCCGGUUGCGUCACGUGGCCGCGGACGUGGUCGCCCGCCGAAAGUGGCGCUUUCCGCGUUGGGAAAUACGCCCCCGCACAUUAAUCCAUCGUUAAAACACGCCGAUGCAGAGGCAUCGCCCACGGCGCCGGAGGAUCAGGAUUCCGGACAGAGCGAGUGCCGGCGCAGUUCGCGCAAGAAAAUCAUCAAGUUCGAUGUCCGGGAUUUGCUAAACAAGAACCGCAAGGCGCACAAAAUCCAGAUCGAGGCACGGAUCGACUCGAAUCCCAGUACCGGCCACUCCCAGUCAGGCACAACUGCAGCAUCCACAUCCAUGUCAACAGCAACAGCAUCAGCCGCAUCUGCAUCCUCAGCCGCGACCGUGAGCCGUUUGUUUUCCAUGUUCGAGAUGAGCCACCAAUCAUUGCCGCCACCACCACCGCCGCCAACCGCCCUCGAGAUCUUCGCCAAGCCAAGACCCACACAGAGUCUGAUUGUGGCCCAGGUUACCAGUGAACCAUCGGCUGUUGGUGGCGCACAUCCUGUGCAGACGAUGGCCGGCCUGCCGCCGGUGACACCUCGCAAGCGGGGUCGUCCCCGUAAGAGUCAACUAGCGGAUGCGGCCAUUAUUCCAACUGUCAUUGUGCCCAGCUGCUCCGAUUCCGAUACGAACUCCACCAGCACGACCACUUCCAACAUGAGCAGUGACAGCGGCGAGCUUCCUGGCUUUCCCAUACAGAAACCCAAGUCCAAGUUGCGGGUCUCACUCAAACGCUUGAAACUGGGCGGCCGGCUGGAGUCCUCCGAUUCGGGGAACUCGCCAUCGUCCUCUUCGCCGGAGGUUGAGCCACCAGCACUCCAGGAUGAGAACGCCAUGGACGAACGGCCAAAGCAGGAGCAGAACCUGAGCCGAAUGGUCGAUGCCGAGGAAAACUCCGAUUCCGACUCACAGAUCAUAUUCAUUGAGAUCGAAACGGAGAGCCCCAAGGGAGAGGAGGAGCAGGAAGAGGGACGGCCAGUCGAGGUGGAACCACAAGAUUUGAUCGACAUCGACAUGGAGCUGGCCAAGCAGGAACCAACUCCCGACCCGGAAGAAGAUCUAGAUGAGAUUAUGGUGGAGGUGCUCAGUGGGCCACCCAGUCUCUGGUCAGCGGACGAUGAAGCCGAGGAAGAGGAGGAUGCGACAGUUCAGAGAGCCACUCCACCGGGAAAGGAGCCUGCAGCGGAUUCCUGCUCUUCAGCUCCACGGCGCAGCAGGCGGUCAGCGCCGUUGAGUGGCAGCAGUCGCCAGGGGAAGACUCUCGAGGAGACCUUCGCCGAGAUAGCCGCUGAGAGCAGCAAGCAGAUCCUGGAGGCGGAGGAAUCACAGGAUCAGGAGGAGCAGCACAUACUGAUAGAUCUCAUCGAAGACACGCUAAGUGAGUCAGAGGUUACGUCGUCCGUGUCGCCCACUAUCGAGCACAUGGUGGUGGAAGAAGUCGUAGUCGAAGAGAACCAGUUGGUGGAUGAAGCGGAUGAAAUCCUUGAUUCCAAGCAAGAAUUUGUCAUUAAAAAAGUAUUUUCAGAGUCAGACAAUAUUGCUGCAAGCUUGAACAAAGACAUUUUCGAGCCAAAAGUGGAAACUAAAGCUACGUGUGGCGAAGUGGUCCCACGGCCAGAAAUGGUCACCGAAGAUGUUUAUAUUACAGAAGGAAUUGCUGCAACUCUUGAAAAAUCAGCCGUAGUAACAAAACCAACUACAGAAAUGAUUGCAGAAACAAAACUAUCCGAUGAAGUCGUAAUAGAGCCGCCACUAAAAGAUGAAUCCGAUCCAAAGCAAACGGAGGUAGAACUGCCCGAAUCGAAGCCAGCAGUAAACAUUCCAAAGUCCGAGCGAAUUUUAUCCGCCGAAGUGGAAACGACGUCGUCUCCACUUGUGCCGCCAGAAUGUUGCACCCUGGAAAGUGUAAGUGGACCGGUACUAUUAGAAACAUCAUUGUCAACGGAAGAAAAGUCGAACGAAAAUGUAGAAACCACUCCAUUGAAGACUGAGGCAGCGAAAGAGGAUAGUCCACCGGCCGCUCCGGAAGAAGAGGCAUCGAAUAGUUCGGAAGAACCUAAUUUUUUGCUAGAAGAUUACGAAAGCAACCAGGAACAAGUAGCUGAAGACGAAAUGAUGAAGUGCAACAAUCAAAAGGGGCAAAAGCAAACACCGUUGCCAGAGAUGAAGGAGCCCGAGAAACCCGUCGCCGAAACUGUGUCCAAAAAGGAGAAGGCAAUGGAAAAUCCGGCCAGGUCUUCGCCAGCAAUUGUGGAUAAAAAAGUACGCGCAGGUGAAAUGGAAAAGAAGGUCGUAAAAUCCACGAAAGGGACUGUUCCAGAAAAGAAAAUGGAUUCGAAGAAAUCUUGUGCAGCCGUAACUCCUGCUAAGCAAAAAGAGAGUGGAAAAUCUGCAAAGGAAGCUAUUUUGAAGAAGGAAACUGAAAAGGAGAAGUCUUCAGCAAAAUUAGAUUCGUCAUCACCUAAUACACUGGAUAAAAAGGGAAAAGAUACUGCCCAAUGGUCACCUCAGCUCCAAACUUUGCCAAAGAGCAGUACUAAGCCACCACAAGAAUCUGCACCGUCAGUGAUCUCGAAAACCACAUCGAAUCAACCCGCACCCAAAGAGGAACAACAUGCAGCAAAGAAAGGUCUUUCCGACAAUUCGCCACCAUCGGUUCUCAAGGCCAAAGAGAAAGCUGUGUCCGGUUUCGUUGAGUGCGAUGCCAUGUUUAAGGCAAUGGAUUUGGCAAACGCCCAGUUGCGUCUCGAUGAGAAGAACAAGAAAAAGCUGAAGAAGGUGCCGACCAAGGUAGAGGCACCGCCAAAGGUAGAACCACCCACCGCCGUGCCUGUUCCUGGGCAAAAAAAGUCGCUGUCUGGUAAGACCAGCUUGCGCAGGAACACCGUCUACGAAGACUCACCCAAUUUGGAACGGAACAGUUCUCCCAGCUCCGAUUCCGCUCAAGCAAACACUUCGGCUGGCAAGUUGAAGCCAUCGAAGGUCAAAAAGAAGAUUAAUCCGCGACGCAGCACGAUAUGUGAGGCAGCCAAGGAUCUCAGAUCGAGCUCGAGUAGCAGCACACCCACUAGGGAGGUGGCCGCCAGCUCGCCAGUUUCCACCUCAUCGGAUUCCUCAUCGAAGCGAAACGGAUCCAAGAGAACCACGUCUGAUCUGGACGGUGGCUCCAAGUUGGAUCAACGACGGUACACCAUCUGCGAGGAUCGUCAACCCGAGACCGCCAUACCAGUACCGCUGACCAAGCGCCGCUUCUCGAUGCAUCCCAAGGCAUCUGCGAAUCCGCUGCACGAUACCCUUCUUCAAACGGCGGGCAAGAAGCGGGGCCGAAAGGAAGGCAAAGAGUCACUGAGCCGCCAGAAUUCGCUAGACUCCAGUUCGAGUGCCUCCCAAGGAGCACCGAAAAAGAAGGCCCUAAAGUCUGCAGAAAUUCUAAGUGCGGCGCUCUUGGAAACUGAGUCGUCCGAGUCCACUUCAUCGGGAAGCAAAAUGAGCCGCUGGGAUGUGCAAACCUCGCCGGAACUGGAGGCUGCCAAUCCGUUCGGCGACAUUGCCAAGUUUAUCGAGGACGGCGUGAAUCUUCUCAAGCGCGACAAGGUGGAUGAAGAUCAACGGAAGGAGGGGCAGGAUGAAGUGAAGCGAGAAGCCGAUCCCGAGGAGGAUGAAUUCGCGCAACGGGUGGCUAAUAUGGAGACCCCGGCCACAACGCCUACCCCAUCGCCCACGCAAUCGAAUCCGGAGGACUCAGCAUCCACCACGACUGUUCUCAAGGAGCUUGAGACCGGCGGAGGCGUGCGCCGCUCCCAUCGGAUCAAGCAGAAGCCGCAGGGACCACGCGCUAGCCAGGGCAGAGGUGUGGCCAGCGUUGCGCUAGCACCAAUCAGCAUGGACGAGCAGCUGGCCGAGCUGGCCAACAUCGAGGCCAUCAACGAGCAGUUUCUGCGCAGCGAGGGCCUGAACACUUUCCAGUUGCUAAAGGAAAACUUCUAUCGUUGUGCCAGGCAGGUGAGCCAAGAGAAUGCCGAAAUGCAAUGCGAUUGCUUUCUCACUGGCGACGAGGAGGCGCAGGGUCAUCUAAGCUGCGGCGCCGGCUGCAUCAAUCGAAUGCUGAUGAUCGAGUGCGGACCACUGUGCUCAAAUGGCGCGCGGUGCACCAACAAGCGCUUCCAGCAGCACCAGUGCUGGCCAUGUCGCGUUUUUCGCACGGAGAAGAAGGGAUGCGGCAUCACGGCGGAACUGCUAAUACCGCCGGGUGAAUUCAUCAUGGAGUAUGUGGGCGAGGUGAUCGAUAGCGAGGAGUUCGAGCGCCGACAGCAUCUGUACUCGAAGGAUCGCAAUCGUCACUACUAUUUCAUGGCGCUGCGAGGAGAAGCCGUCAUCGACGCCACCUCCAAGGGUAAUAUCUCGCGGUACAUCAACCACAGUUGCGAUCCGAAUGCCGAGACGCAGAAAUGGACGGUCAACGGAGAGCUACGCAUUGGUUUCUUCAGCGUGAAGCCUAUUCAACCCGGCGAGGAGAUUACCUUCGAUUACCAGUACCUGAGGUAUGGCCGAGAUGCGCAGCGUUGCUACUGCGAGGCAGCCAACUGCAGGGGUUGGAUUGGAGGUGAACCGGACUCGGAUGAGGGCGAGCAACUGGAUGAGGAAAGCGACAGCGAUGCUGAGAUGGACGAGGAGGAGCUGGAAGCCGAGCCGGAGGAGGGCCAGCCGCGCAAGUCAGCCAAGGCAAAGGCGAAGUCGAAGCUCAAGGCGAAGCUACCACUGGCCACCGGUCGCAAGCGCAAGGAGCAGACCAAGCCCAAGGAUCGCGAAUACAAAGCCGGCCGCUGGCUGAAGCCCUCUGCUACCGGGUCAUCAUCAUCGGCCGAAAAGCCUCCAAAGAAACCAAAGGUCAACAAAUUCCAGGCAAUGCUCGAGGAUCCCGAUGUGGUGGAGGAGCUCUCGCUGCUUAGGCGCGGCGGGCUUAAGAACCAACAGGACACGCUGCGCUUCUCGCGUUGCUUGGUUCGUGCCAAGUUGCUCAAGACUCGGCUGGCACUUUUGCGUGUGCUUACCCAUGGAGAGCUACCAUGUCGCCGGCUUUUCCUGGACUAUCACGGCUUGAGAUUGCUACAUGCCUGGAUAAGCGAGAAUGGCAAUGAUGACCAGCUGAGAGAAGCCCUUCUGGACACCCUCGAAUCCCUGCCCAUCCCGAAUCGCACCAUGCUAAGUGAUAGUCGCGUAUACCAGAGUGUCCAACUGUGGAGCAACAGUCUGGAGCAGCAGUUAGCUGUGGUGCCGCAGGAGAAGCAGGCGGCUCUUCACAAACGGAUGGUAGCCUUGCUCCAAAAAUGGCAAGCUCUGCCGGAGAUCUUCCGCAUCCCUAAGCGCGAACGAAUCGAGCAGAUGAAGGAGCACGAACGUGAGGCGGAUCGCCAACAAAAGCAUGUCCAUGCCAGCACCGCUCUGGAGGAUCAGCGCGAGCGGGAGAGCAGCAACGAUCGCUUCAGGCAGGACCGUUUCCGACGGGACACAACGAGCAGUCGAAUAGGCAAACCCAUCCGCAUGAGCGGAAACAAUACCAUAUGCACGAUAACCACUCAGCAGAAGGGCAGCAACGGAGCCCCAGACGGAAUGACCAGAAACGAUAAUCGGCGCAGGUCCGACAUUGGACCGCCGUCCGAGCAAAGGCGUACGCUGUCCAAGGAGCUCCGGCGCAGUCUGUUUGAGAGGAAGGUGGCUCUGGAUGAGGCUGAGAGGCGCGUGUGCACCGAGGACCGGCUCGAGCACGAGCUGCGCUGCGAGUUCUUUGGCGCUGAUAUCAACACGGAUCCCAAGCAGUUGCCCUUCUAUCAAAAAACGGAUACUAACGAGUGGUUCAACAGCGACGACGUGCCCGUACCGGCACCGCCGCGCACAGAACUGUUGACGAAGGCGCUGCUAUCACCCGAUAUCGAUGUUGGCCAGGGUGCAACUGACGUCGAGUAUAAACUGCCGCCUGGAGUGGAUCCCCUGCCGCCCGCUUGGAACUGGCAGGUGACGAGCGACGGUGACAUCUACUACUACAAUCUGCGAGAGCGCAUAUCGCAAUGGGAGCCACCCAGUCCGGAACAGCGCCUUCAGACGCUGCUGGAGGAGAAUACCACGCAGCAGCCGCUGCAUGAGCUUCAAAUCGAUCCCGCGGUCCUGGAAAACGAGCUCAUUCAGGUCGACACGGACUACGUGGGCUCGCUCAGUGCCAAGUCCCUGGCACAGUAUAUUGAGGCCAAGGUGCGGGAGCGACGUGAUCUGCGUCGCAGUAAACUGGUCUCCAUCCGACUGAUUAGUCCACGACGGGAUGAGGAUCGUUUGUACAAUCAGUUGGAGUCCCGGAAGUACAAGGAGAACAAGGAGAAGAUCCGGCGACGCAAGGAGCUCUACCGACGACGCAAAAUCGAGGUCCUACCGGAUGCGGUUGACGAAAUUCCUGUUCCUGGCAAGGCACUACCUAUUCAGCCCUACUUGUUCUCUUCCGACGAGGAAGAAACUAAAGUCGCAGCGAUCGAACAGCCCGCCGCUGAGGAGGAGCAGGAUUCACUGAACAUGGCACCGAGCACCAGUCAUGCCGCCAUGGCGGCUCUGGGCAAGGCAGUGGCCCAGCCGACUGGAUUGGGGACGGUUGGCAAACGUAAGCUACCAAUGCCACCGAGUGUUACGGUGAAGAAGCAUCGCCAGGAACAGAGGAGCAAGAAGGUCAAGAGUUCCCAGAGUCCCCUGACCGCAACCAGUGCACGCGAGGCCCACGAGAAGUUCCGCUUUGAGAUAAGCGGGCAUGUGGCCAAUUUCCUGCGUCCGUAUCGCAAGGAGAGCUGCACGCUGGGUCGGAUCACCAGCGAUGAGGACUACAAGUUCCUGGUUAAUAGGCUAAGCUAUCAUAUUACCACCAAGGAGAUGCGGUAUUGCGAGGUCAGCGGGAAUCCCCUGUCCUGCACGGAGUCUGUGAAGCACAAGUCCUACGACUUCAUCAAUCAGUACAUGCGGCAAAAGGGGCCCGUCUACAAGAAGCCGGCGGAAAACGAUUAGAAAAUCAAGAAAUUGUGUUCUUCUGCGGCACCAGAAAUCGAACCUGAACCAAAUCCCACACGGAACUAGAACUUUAACUUUAGAUACGAAUUUAGUUAAGCACAUUCGACCCCUAGGAUGCGAUCUACCCCUCGUAGUGGGUAGCGUUUUAAGUGGGGGCAGCCAAAUUGUACAGUUAAUGAAAUGGCGUAAGAUGUAAGUGGAAAAAUUCACAAUACUUUUUGUUUCUUAAAAUUGUCUAAAAUUUCUAAUAAAUUCGCAUUUUCAUU